Messenger RNA from Mytilus californianus (California mussel), 986 nucleotides. RefSeq names its product sulfotransferase 1C2-like. The record is from RefSeq and is a predicted model, not a curated record. The transcript is spliced from 4 exons. Gene Ontology annotation, biological process: sulfation. Gene Ontology annotation, molecular function: sulfotransferase activity. NCBI's taxonomy places the organism in Eukaryota, Metazoa, Mollusca, Bivalvia, Mytilida, Mytilidae. Gene Ontology annotation, cellular component: cytoplasm. Bases 16 to 753 code for a protein of 245 amino acids.
CACGAAAUAUUAUCGAUGCUACUGAAUCACACAACAGAAUAUAACACGCUUUUUGACACACUUCAGUUGCAGUUGGAAAUUCCCCUAAAUUACAACUUUGCAGAAACAAUAUCUGAACUGCGGCUAAUAAAUACACAUUUUCCAAUAGAAUGCCUGCCAACCAAACAUUUAGAAAUGGGCGCAAAAAUUGUCUAUGUCAACAGGAAUCCAAAAGAUAGAGCAGUUUCAUUGUAUCAUUAUCUCUCAGGAAAAAGAGGUUUUCCGGAUACGAGUUGGGAAGAAUUUUUUAACGAAUUUAUACUUAACGAAAAGUUAAAUGGUGGUUGGUUUAAUUACACCAAAGGGUUCACUGAAGAAAUGCAAAUCAAAUCUACCAACAUUUGCCCAGUUGUAUAUGAAGAACUGGUUUUGGACCCCAUCAGCAAUGUUACUAGACUUGAAGAACUUCUAGGAGUUCCAAACAAUGUUGAUUUCAUUACUAAAGUUGUUGACAGUUGCUCAUUUGAAAAGUUAAAGGAAAAGAAAAAAGAUGCAACAAGGAUGAUACACCCAGAAGGAAAGUCUACAGUAUUUCGGAAAGGAAAGAUUGGUGACUGGAAAAACUUAUUCACUGUUGCACAAAGCGAGAAGUUUGACGAACGAUACAAUUCAGAGAUGAAGGACUGUAAUAUAAGAAUGUGUACUUUUGUAGAAGAUAUCUCCCUUUCCCCUGUUUAUGUUUAUUUUAAUAUUUUUAUUUUACAAAGACUUUAAGAGAAGUCGAAAAAAACUGUAAACGGAAGAACAUGGGCCAGAAUAGUGUAUCUACGAAAUAUUAGAAAAUUUGAAACGCAAAGAUUUUAUAUUUUGCCAGAAUAUUAACAGUAUACAUAUAUAAUCCACAAACAGAUGUUUUCAAUUCUUCGAUUCGUCUGCUAUAUUGUGAAAAUUUUGAAGAUAUCCGAUGAUACUCAACUCUGCACGACGGAUUUUUACAUGACUCUUGA